AUGGCUUGUUUUUUCAGGACUGUUGACAACGGAAUCAAAUUGUCAUCACUUGUGUCUAUCCCCGAUGUCACUGACGUCCCUGCUAUGAACAAGAUCACGUCCAACGAGCUUAAUCGGCUGGUCACUCACGAGGAUACACCAAAGGCCUCACAACCGAUACUAGGACACUUACUCACCCAAAUCUUCCAGUCUUUCACAAUUCCUCUUCCCGAUGUGUCCAACCUUAAAAUACCUUUUGGAAAAAUCCUUCAUCACAACCAGUGCAUCAAUGAAAAGUUUAGCAGUACAUCACCAGAUACCCUAGUGCCGCUGUAUGACACUGAAGCGAAGACUUGGAACUGGGCUCUUCCAGUUGACCCCCCAGAAAAUGGUAGUACUCCAGCUGGGGUUGACUCGGGGUCAGACUCGGAGGACAACGCCACACAGGAAACAACUCAUGAAGAAAAUUUUGCAGCGUUUCUCAAUGCUUUUGCUAGUUGCUUGUCACGGUCGCGGUCCGAACUUGUAGCAAUGCGCUUUGCAACCGGCACAUGGAGUGCGGCCAAUGCACAGAAGGCAUUGCCUGGCAGCGCCAUCAAGCGCAAGCCAGAUAUUGUCCUAUCUGACGAUAUAUCUGCCAAGUGGGGAAACAUCAGGGUAUCAGCAGAACUCACGCACAGUCGAUACCAGCCUGCGAUGCAACUCGGGAAGGCCGCGGAUACCCAUGCCUAUAUUAUGAUGAGUGAACAGCCCUGGAGGCGCUUCGCUCUCAUAUUAUCAUUCACAAAUAAAUAUCGCCACCUUAGGGUCUUGAUGUAUGACCACUCAGGUGGUGCUGUAUCCCCUCGCUUCGAUAUUUACACGCAACCCAACGCAUUUCUACACAUCAUCGCUGCUAUCAUGUUUGGGAGUUUAGAGUGCGUCGAUAUCCACGGCUAUCGUCCCAUCAGAAAUACUCCUGCCCGACGGAGUAGUACGACAGACCAUGCUGUUACCACAUCGAGCUCUGAUUCUCUUCCAAAUCCUGAUGUAUCAUCCGGCGAAGCUCUUGAAUCGGUCGUCUCCGAUGAUUCUGAUGACUCUGAUGACUCUGAUGAGUCCUCUAGUGAUUCUGCUCACGACUCAACUGAAGAGAGUCCGAGCGCCUUGCAUGACUCGAUGGAUGAAGAGAAUUCCUCCCCCCCUCAACCCACUGCAACCCGCAGCGCUCCCCUUCUUAGCCUCAUAUCGCAAAUACCCCAGGCUGAGAUGACCGAGAGCAUCUAUUCCGUCACCCCUCUCCCUUCCCAAUUCCCUUAUUCUACUCAAUCACCCGAACCUUGCGGCAAGAUUCGUGUAGGGGAGAAAAUCUACACCAUAAAGAGGAUUCUUUUUGCAACCCGAGGCCUCGUUGGUCGCGGAACCGUUUGCUAUUUAGUCACCUUGGACGAUGAAGACUACAUCAUCAAAGAUCAUUGGGUUCUGGGCAAGGACGAUAAUGUAGUCCUGAACGAGAUCAAGAUGCUGGAGUUAAUGGACAACGUCCCUGGCGUUCCAAGGCUGGUGGAUUAUUGGGUUGUUGAGCGGUCAGAUGGUGAGCCCGACAUUACCUGCAAAUAUCGGCACAAGGAACACCGGAGUACCAGAGGCACCAGUCGUACUCAUGAGUUCGUGCGAGCACUAAGAGAUAUUGUUAAGAUCCUACAAACUGCAGUGGAGGAACGUCAGAUUUUGCAUCGGGACUGUAGUCUUAACAACGCGAUGAUCCUAGACGAGCUUGGCAGUAGUGAAGGGUUUCUUAUUGACUGGGAGUUCGCAGUUCGUAUUGCCGCGGAUAACAAAUAUCCCAUCGGUGGUACAGGCACAGUCCCUUUCAUGUCACGUGGGCUACUCAACCAGGUCGCAAUCCUGCAGCAACAGGCGAACUCGGAAUCAAUGAAGAAGAAAACUCGGGCACAUAAAUCAACGAAAAAACCGACAACCCCGAAAUCAUCAUCGGAUUCUUUGGCUCUGCCAAUAUCAUUUGUCGUUCACAGAUUUGCGGAUGACUUGGAGUCUCUUUUUUUUAUAUUCGCUUGGGUUUGCAUCAAGUUCAGUGGUCCCAAUGGCAUGGUGCGCCAGGGGCCCUUACCCAAUUCCUUGCUGGAUCGAUGGACAAGCCUUGACUUGGAAACAUGCGCCGCCUUCAAGAUCACCUUUUUCGCGAAUCCAGCAGAAGAAAAGCGUCUCACUGAUGAAUUUCACCCGUACUUCAGGGACCUCAUCCCCCUCGCAACCGAGUGGCGUAAAGCUCUGGCGGACAACAUGAUUCACCCCGUCACCUUCAGUACCAUUCUUGGUAUACUCAACUCGCAUCUUAACAAGCUUCCCGACGACGAGGAGCUCGCAACUACUGUGAAUAUGCUCAAGAAUGAUGCUGCCGUUCUUGCGGAUCGUUUCAAGGGGAAACGGCUUGCUUCAGAGUCUUUCUCUGUUGUGGAGCCUAAGCGACAGAAGUCCCAUCAUACUGGAGACACUGAGUCUGAUUCAGCAUCGGGCAGUGACGCAUGA
Suillus subalutaceus is the source of this 2508-nucleotide messenger RNA. RefSeq lists its product as uncharacterized. The coding region runs from base 1 to 2508 and encodes 835 amino acids. The record is from RefSeq and is a predicted model, not a curated record. NCBI's taxonomy places the organism in Eukaryota, Fungi, Basidiomycota, Agaricomycetes, Boletales, Suillaceae. The transcript has 5 exons.